This is a messenger RNA of Echinops telfairi (small Madagascar hedgehog), 369 nucleotides long. Its product is annotated as IQ domain-containing protein H-like. The coding region runs from base 91 to 324 and encodes 77 amino acids. The transcript has 4 exons. The record is from RefSeq and is a predicted model, not a curated record. Lineage: Eukaryota; Metazoa; Chordata; Mammalia; Afrosoricida; Tenrecidae.
UUGAAGGAUAAAUUAACAAAACUCUCACUGGAGGGCAAAGGGGCGGCUCCAGACAUUGAGCAUCUUGAAACAGCCAUCGAAAGGACGGAAAUGGGGCUAAGGAUGCACAUUGAGAAGUAUUUAGAUGUUGUAAACCAACAUGUGUUAACGACUCCUGUUCCUAACGAGAGCUUAUAUUCUCCUCAGGCUUCUAAAUGGCAACUUCCAGACAUACUUAAUCAGAAAGCAUUUAUUUUCCCUCUGCAUCCCGGGGAUAAACUUUGGCUGCCUCAAAAGCAGCACAGUUCGAGUCCACAGAUCUUCCGGAGAGCGCAGGCCUUUUAAAACUCCUCCUUUUAUGAACAUAGGCGAACAUUCCCAGAAUUGAAC